AUGAAUAUGCUGGUCACAAUUGACAGCGAGGUUAAGGCGUAUAUCAAGAAAAUCAUGGGCCAACUGCACAAAUGGCUGGUGAGCGGAAAGAUUUCUAAACUGAUUGUUGCAAUUACUUCAAAAGAUACAGGCGAGGUGGUCGAGCGAUGGCAGUUCGAUGUGCAGGUUCUUAGCGGGACUGUAUCAGCUGCUGAGUCUGGAUCCAGCGAGUCGGCUAAAGAACCAGACCACUCGAAACCACAGGAAGAGAUCCAGAAAGAGGUCCAGGCGAUUAUUCGUCAGAUAACUGCGUCUGUUACGUUUCUACCAGUUUUGGAAGGUCGAUGUACAUUUAAUGUCCUGGUAUACGCAGAUGGGGACGUGCAAGCUCCUGUGGAGUGGGUGGACAGUGAUGCCAAGACCAUAAAGAAUGCUGAACAAGUCCAGCUACGGAGUUUCUCUACCGAUAAACACAAAAUUGAUACCCUCGUUGCAUACAGUUUAGGUGACGCUUGA
Sugiyamaella lignohabitans is the source of this 495-nucleotide messenger RNA. It is a transcript of the gene MAD2, whose product is annotated as spindle checkpoint protein MAD2. The record is from RefSeq and is a predicted model, not a curated record. The transcript has a single exon. Gene Ontology annotation, biological process: mitotic spindle assembly checkpoint signaling. Gene Ontology annotation, cellular component: kinetochore; nucleoplasm; cytoplasm. NCBI's taxonomy places the organism in Eukaryota, Fungi, Ascomycota, Dipodascomycetes, Dipodascales, Trichomonascaceae. Bases 1 to 495 code for a protein of 164 amino acids.